Molecule: messenger RNA, 3165 nt
Organism: Calliphora vicina (urban bluebottle blowfly)
Lineage: Eukaryota; Metazoa; Arthropoda; Insecta; Diptera; Calliphoridae
Gene: CycG
Product: cyclin G
Exons: 6
Coding region: 918-2579 (553 amino acids)
Biological process (GO): mitotic cell cycle phase transition; regulation of cyclin-dependent protein serine/threonine kinase activity
Cellular component (GO): cytoplasm; cyclin-dependent protein kinase holoenzyme complex; nucleus
Molecular function (GO): cyclin-dependent protein serine/threonine kinase regulator activity
Source: RefSeq, a predicted model, not a curated record
UCUUCAUGGUCAAAUCAAUGUAGUUGAAGGAGAAACACAAAACAGAAUUGAAAACAUAAAAUUUUAUAUAUUUUGUGAGUGUGUGUUCAAUUUAUACACUGAACUGGAACUACAGUUUAGUAUCAGUUUAACAACAUUUGAGAAAACAACGUAUAUUUGAGAAGUAGUAAAUAAUAUUGGAUACAAGAAAAUAAAAAAAAUUACAAUAACAAUAACAUAGUAUAAUAAAAUACAAUUAACUUUUAAAAAAUAUAAAAGAAAAGAUUCUGUUUUUCUUUUAUGUGUGAUGUUUACGUGUGUGUGAAUUAUGAUUUUUGUUAAAAUCAACUGUAAAAAAAUCGUUUAAACUUUUUCUACUCCCCCCUAAAAGAAACAAACACUUGACAAAUGUUUUAAUUACUCGAAGCCUAAAAAUCGAUUUUACUUUGCCAAGGAGGAACAUAUAAAACCAAAAUCAUGAAUAUUUGAAACAAAUUUUUUUUAAAAAAAUUUUGUUUCAAUUUCAAUCGUAUGAUUAAUUGAAAAACUGUAUAAUAAAAUUAAAAGAAAAGAAUAAAAAAUCGUUGCAUUUUCGUAACUUUUUGUGAUAAUAAAUUAAUUAAAAUAAUUUUUGAAUUAAAUAAAAUUUUUUUUACAAACAAAAAAAAUCUAUUUAAAAAAGUACAAAUUAGUUAAAAAAUCGUUUAGACUAAUAAGACACUUUGUACUCAUAUAAACACUUAAAAAUCAUAAAUCUCAUAAUUCAUCAUCAACAAGCAACGGCUCGGUUUUUGAUUGUUUAAUAAUCAAAAACCAUUUUUAAAUUAUAAUACACAAUAGUGCAAUAAUAUCAAACACACCAACUAAAAAAAACAAAAAAUUAAACACAUUCCUGCGCAUUAAAAUGGCUGUCAAAAUGUACUAGGCCAGCCCUCACAAUGUCUGUCCCUGUACGCUACUCUGCUGCCGCCAAUUACGCCGUCGCUGAUAGUGGUUUAACAAAUACUCUUAACAACAACGAUCAAGAGCAAUAUCAACAUUACGCCCAAGAGCAGUUGUAUAACAGUCAUUUGUAUAACCACCACCAUCAACAACAACUGAACAACAGUAUCUACGGCUUUAACAACAUUUUGGAGGAGCAGCAGCAGUUGAUGCAGCAGAGCACAUCGAUGUCUGUGUCGCUAAAGCCACAAGAGGACCUAGUAGGAGCAGGUAAUUCAGCAGCCUAUCACCGUCAUAUGGAUCAGCAAGAGCAGGCCACAACCUCGGCUAAGGCCAGAGAAUUGUUGGCCUCGCAAUUGACUGACAUGCCUACAACAUCGGCGAUGGCGGCGGCAGCAGCUGGAUCUGCAAAUACUGCGACUAAUAAUGGUAGCAGCCACACUGCAGAGAUGCGAACUCAGUGGAUGAGGAUGUCUGACGAGGGUCGGUAUGGAACACCGGGUGCUGCUGGCUUAGAUUAUCAGAAAUUUGAGCUGGAACAACAACAUCAAUCAACACCUAAUCUAAUGGACCAAACCAUGGAGCCUUCGUUCACGGACAAUGAGAAGAAUAAUAGUAGUAGUAGUAGCAAUAACAAUUUGGAAGAUGAACUAACAUCGAUGUCAUCUGAGGAGCUUUACAAUACUCUUAAGGAAUAUGAUGCUCUACAGGAUAAAUAUCAUACUGUGUUAUUAUUGCCUAAAGAAUCUAGGCGUGAAGUUACAGCUGGCGGUCGUGAUGGCUCCGCUUAUGUUUUACGUUGCCUUAAAAUUUGGUAUGAGCUGCCCUCCGAUAUUCUAUUCUCGGCCAUGAGCUUGGUGGAUCGUUUUCUAGAUCGCAUGGCUGUUAAACCCAAACAUAUGGCCUGCAUGAGUGUAGCCUCUUUCCAUUUGGCCAUAAAACAAUUGAAUUUGAAGCCUAUUCCCGCAGAAGAUUUGGUAACAAUAUCACAGUGUGGUUGCACCGCUGGCGAUUUGGAACGUAUGGCUGGUGUAAUUGGCAAUAAAUUGGGCGUACAAAUGGGUCAUGCACCCAUUACAUCGGUCAGUUAUUUGCGCAUUUACUUUGCCUUGUUCCGCAAUUUGGCCAAAGAGAUUGGCGGUCAAUUCUUUGAAUUCUACAAGCAACUCAUCAAAUUGGAAGAAUUGGAGAAUCGUUUGGAAAUAUUGCUGUGUGAUGUAAAAACAACUGUCAUUACACCAUCCACUUUAGCUUUGGUCUUGAUAUGCCUGCAUUUAGAUUUUCACAUUAAAGAAUCAUACACACGUGGUAGUCCCGAACUAAAGCAUGUCUUUGAAUACAUACUCUUUUUGCAACAAUAUAUGAGGAUUCCCGAUCGUGUUUUCACCUGCGGUUUUAGUAUUGUUUCGGGUAUUUUGUCCCAUUACAAUGGUCAAAAUAAACAACCCUAUAAGCAACGUUUGGUCUGGAAAUUAUCUAGCCGCACUUUACGUGUACUACGUCCAACCAAUCGUUUCUCAACCGACCUGCCCACCAUUGAUGAAGGCAUAACUAAUGCUAUGGAUGAUGGUUUACGAUCCAGAACCGAAAGUGUUAGUUCCGAAGAAGAGGAGGACUGGCCAACUUCACCCAUUAUACCAAUUUUCGAACAAUGUUAGUACGAGUUCAGACUUGAACAACAACAAUAAGAACAAAACAAAGAAGAGCAUAAACCAGGAUGAAAUAUGCUACAGAAGAAAAUUAAAUUUUUUUUAUUUUUUACCCAACAAAAAGAGAAAAAAAGAAAUUGCCCCAUAAAAAACCGUAUUUAGUAAGUGUGCAAAUGGAACAGAGAAACGGAAACCAAAAGCUGCCAAAACUUGAUAACAAAAAUAUGGAAGGAACCAGAAAGAGUUUUGAAGCAAAAAAAUAAAAAAAACGCUAUUCUCUGCUAUACUAAAUACGAAAGUGGAUGAGAAAGAAUAAAAACAGCAUCACUAACAAACAAAACAAAAAAUCAAACUACAAAAAAAAAAAACAUAUCCUGCAAGAUUUUUUUAAAAAUCAUUUCAUUUAUUUCACUCUUUCUUUCUAACUGACUCGUACUAAGAAUUUUUGUAAGAAAAUCGAAAACACAGGAGAUGCGUGUAUAUUUUUGUAAAACAUUUGAAGAAACAAAGUGCAUCAUAAUAUUCUUUAACUUUAUAAUUUUUUGGAACCCCUCACAACCCACACCAGAGUGUUGUAAAGAAAAACAAAACAAAA